Cornus florida is the source of this 1908-nucleotide messenger RNA. Its product is annotated as tyrosine decarboxylase 1-like. The transcript has 2 exons. The record is from RefSeq and is a predicted model, not a curated record. Gene Ontology annotation, biological process: amino acid metabolic process. Gene Ontology annotation, molecular function: carboxy-lyase activity; pyridoxal phosphate binding. The coding region runs from base 11 to 1555 and encodes 514 amino acids. Lineage: Eukaryota; Viridiplantae; Streptophyta; Magnoliopsida; Cornales; Cornaceae.
UUUGAUCCAAAUGGGUUCUGAGUCUUCUGAGAGUGCCAACAUUAGUGAAGAAGAAAACAUUUUCACCAAAACUAUGAACCCACAAGACCCUGAGGAAUUCAGGAGACAAGGCCACAUAGUCAUAGAUUUCCUAGCUGACUAUUACAAGAAGGUCCAGAAAUACCCGGUCCGAAGCCAAGUCGAACCGGGUUAUCUCCGAAAACGUUUGCCAGAGUCAGCCCCAAACAACCCUGAACCUAUUGAAACAAUUCUCCAAGAUGUGGAGACUGAUAUUAUUCCUGGUCUAACUCAUUGGCAAAGUCCAAACUUCUUCGCUUACUACCAAUCAAACGCAAGCACUUCUGGCUUUCUAGGUGAAAUGCUCUUGUCCGGCUUUAAUGUGGUCGGAUUUAGUUGGAUAUCGUCCCCGGCCGCCACUGAGCUAGAGAGCAUAGUCACGGAUUGGCUUGCAAAGUUGCUUAAGCUUCCCAAGUCAUUCCUUUUCAGUGGUGGUGGUGGGGGUGUGAUACAUGGUAGUACUUGCGAGGCCGUUUUGUGCACCCUAACCGCCGCUAGAGAUCAAAAGCUGAGCCAAAUUGGUAGAGAGAACAUAGGGAGGCUAGUCGUCUAUGGGUCCGAUCAAACCCAUUCUGCAUUCCACAAAGCAGCUCAGAUUGCCGGUAUCCACCCCAAGAAUUUUCGAAACAUCUUGUCAACGAAAUCUACAGAAUUCACCCUAUCUCCAGAUUCAUUACUGUCCACAAUUGUAUCAGAUGUGAAAAAUAGGUUGAUCCCAUUGUAUCUAUGUGCCACAGUUGGGACAACUCCAACGGGUGCUGUUGAUCCACUGGGACCAAUAUGUGAUGUUGCAAAACUAUAUGGCAUUUGGGUUCACGUCGACGCCGCUUAUGCCGGGAGUGCAUGCAUUUGCCCGGAGUUCAGACACUUCAUUGAUGGAGUAGAAGGUGCAACCUCAUUUAGCUUCAAUGCACACAAAUGGUUGUUGACUGGACUUGAUUGUUGCUGCGUUUGGGUUAAAGACCCAAGUGCCCUUGUGAAGGCUCUCUCAACAUACCCUGAGUACUUGAGGAACAAGGCCACUGAUUCAAAGCUGGUGGUUGACUACAAAGACUGGCAAAUAUCCCUAAGCCGUCGAUUCCGAGCCAUGAAGCUAUGGAUUGUGCUCAGAAACCAUGGAGUAACUAACAUUAGAAACUUCAUAAGAGGUCAUGUUGAAAUGGCCAAGCAUUUUGAAAGGCUUGUAGCAAGUGACAAGAGGUUUGAAGUUGUGGUGCCUAGAAAUUUCUCUAUAGUAUGUUUUAGGGUUUUGCCAUCAGCAGCAAUAUGUGCUUGUUCUGAUAUUGAUGAUGGUUAUAAGGGGUUGUUAUGUGCUAACGAGUUGAACCGUGAGUUACUGGAGUCCAUUAAUGGGUCUGGCCGACUGUACAUGACUCAUGCAGUGAUCGAAGGGGUCUACGUGAUUCGAUUCGCCAUUGGCGCCACGCUAACCGACCUUCACCACGUGAACAUGGCUUGGAAGGUGGUGCGUGAGCAUGCAGAUGCCAUGCUUAUUUAGCAAGUUCUAAACAUUGUGAGCUUCCUCUGAGGGUCCACAAGUGGAAUUAAUGGAAAUAAAGGAACCGAGUUUCUAUAUUGUAUUCUUGUAUUUUUAUUUUAUUUUAUUUUAAACAUUUGUAUUGUAUUCUUGUUUGUCGAGGAUGAAUUUGGAAAACUAAAUAAAAUAAAAAUUGCUUCUUUUUCUUUUCCUAUCUUUUCUAUUUUUUUUCAUUAGCAAGAAAGACAUUCCAUUAAUAUCCAAUUUCAUCCAUGUGAGACUAGAACCAUCAAGAAAGUACCUCCACACUUUUAAUCUUAGAAUUUUUUGGUAAGGAAGAAAGGAAUGGUUAGCUAUUAUGGAUAUUAAUUUCC